CAAAAAAAAGCACAGAUGUGCCUUUAUUUUGCAAAAGAAAAAAAAAAAACGUUGCCAGGCAAAGGCCUCUGGCCCUUUCUGGCCCUGAUCCUGCAGGAGCCCGCGGGAGUGCUACAGCAGGAGAACCACAGGCGCCGAUAGCAGGUUAUGUACGAGCCGCCCAGCGCGGCCGGACUCGGUUCCCGGGAAGAGCCUACAAGGUAGCCUCAAAAAAUGCUGCACGGUAGUAACCGAGCAAACGAAUAACAGCGGAAAGUGGGGAGAAUUCUGGCCGGGACGCUGCCGCGGGCGGGAAGCCGUAAGCCGCAUUGAAGGGCAGCAGACUGGGGAGACAGUCCCCCCCGCCCCAUUUCCCUCCUCUCCCCACCGGGCGUGGCCCCUUUAAGGCCGGCGCAGCCCCUUCAAGGCUCGCGUGGCCCCGUGCGCACUAAAAGCGGCGCCGCGACCGCCUCGCACCACUGUGCUGCCGCUGAUUCCGCUGCACCGCACCGCUCCUGCCGCCCGCCCGCCCGCCCGCCACCAUGCCGAUGUUCGCUAUCCAGACCAACGUCUGCAAGGACGCCGUACCCGAGAGCCUGUUGGGUGACCUCACUCAGCAGCUGGCCAAGGCCACGGGCAAGCCCGCGCAGUACAUAGCUGUGCACAUCAUACCUGAUCAGAUGAUGUCCUUCGGGGGCUCCACUGAUCCCUGCGCGCUCUGCAGCCUUUACAGCAUCGGCAAGAUAGGAGGGCAGCAGAACAAGACUUACACCAAGCUCCUGUGUGAUCUGAUCUCCAAGCACUUGCAUGUAUCUGCAGACAGGGUGUACAUCAACUACUUUGACAUGAACGCUGCCAACGUGGGCUGGAAUGGCUCCACCUUUGCAUAGAGCAUUCCCAAUGUCUGAAGAGGCUGCUCCUGGACCUGCUCUCACCCUGCCCCUUAGCAGAGACCACUGCACAAAUGGCCCUCUGUUGCAUUUUGUGCACUCUCAGAGAUCGAUGGCUCCUUGUUAGUGUGUUUAAAUAUUGCUGCUUCAACAUUCCUCCAUUUUCUCUGUGUAGAAAACAAAUAAAGAUUUAGAAGUAA
Strigops habroptila (Kakapo) is the source of this 1069-nucleotide messenger RNA. RefSeq names its product macrophage migration inhibitory factor (gene MIF). Lineage: Eukaryota; Metazoa; Chordata; Aves; Psittaciformes; Psittacidae. Bases 522 to 869 code for a protein of 115 amino acids. The transcript has 3 exons. The record is from RefSeq and is a predicted model, not a curated record. Gene Ontology annotation, molecular function: cytokine activity; phenylpyruvate tautomerase activity.